Molecule: messenger RNA, 1839 nt
Organism: Ochotona curzoniae (black-lipped pika)
Lineage: Eukaryota; Metazoa; Chordata; Mammalia; Lagomorpha; Ochotonidae
Gene: BBS1
Product: Bardet-Biedl syndrome 1
Exons: 17
Coding region: 9-1799 (596 amino acids)
Biological process (GO): non-motile cilium assembly; protein localization to cilium
Cellular component (GO): centrosome; BBSome; axoneme
Molecular function (GO): smoothened binding; patched binding
Source: RefSeq, a predicted model, not a curated record
CUGCGAAGAUGGCGGCUGCAGCGGCCACUGCUUCCUCGGAUUCCGAAGGCGGCCGAGGGGAAAGCUCUGAGGCCAGUUCCAAAUGGUUGGAUGCGCACUACGACCCUGUGGCCAACAUCCACACCUUCUCCGCCUGUCUGGCGCUGGCAGACCUACACGGGGACGGAGAGUACAAACUGGUGGUCGGGGACCUUGGCCCCGGGGCACAGCAGCCCCGCCUGAAGGUGCUCAAGGGGCCAGCCGUGCUGACCGAGAGCCCACUGCCUGCCCUGCCGGUUGCCGCUGCCGCCUUCCUCAUGGAGCAGCAUGAGCCCCGGAUGCCAGCCCUCGCUCUUGCUUCCGGCCCUUGUGUCUAUGUGUAUAAGAACCUCAGACCCUACUUCAAGUUCAGCCUGCCUCUGUUGCCGGUCAAUGCCUUGGAGCAAGACCUUUGGAAUCAAGUCAAAGAGGACCAGAUUGACCCCUUAACCCUGAAGGAGAUGCUGGAGGGCAUCCGGGAGAAAGCGGAAGUGCCUCUGUCUGUGCAGUCUCUCAGGUUCCUGCAGCUGGAGCUGAGUGAGAUGGACGCCUUCGUGAGCCGCCACAAGUCCAACUCCAUCAAGCGGCAGACGGUCAUCACAGCCAUGACCACCUUGAAGAAGAACCUGGCUGAUGAAGACGCUGUGUCCUGCCUGGUGCUGGGCACGGAGAACAGGGAGCUGCUGGUGCUCGACUCCGAGGCCUUCACUAUCUUGUCCAAGAUGAGUCUCCCUGGGGUGCCUGUCUUCCUGGAGGCCUCAGGCCAGUUUGAUGUGGACUUCCGCCUGGCUGCUGCGUGCCGCAAUGGGAACAUCUACGUCCUGAGAAGAGACUCCAAGCUGCCCAGGUACUGCAUUGAACUGAACGCCCAGCCCGUGGGCCUUGUGCGGGUCCACAAGGUCUUCGUGGCAGGCACCACCCAAGACAGCCUGAACGGCUUCACCCACAAGGGUAAGCGACUGUGGACUGUGCAGAUGCCUGCAACCAUCCUGACCAUGAACCUGCUGGAGCAGCGUUCCCGAGGCCUGCAGGCUGUCAUGGCCGGGCUGGCCAACGGUGAGGUCCGCAUCUACCGGGACAAGGCCCUGCUCAACAUCAUCCGAGCCCCGGACGCAGUGACCAGUCUCUGCUUUGGCCGCUACGGGCGGGAAGACAACACUCUCAUCAUGACUACUCGAGGUGGUGGCCUGCUGAUCAAGAUCCUAAAGCGAACGGCGGUGUUUGGGGAGGGGGCCGGUGAGCUGGGCCCCCCACCAGCCCAAGCCAUGAAGCUCAGCGUACCCCGCAAGACCCGACUCUAUGUGGAUCAGACACUGCGAGAGCGCGAGGCUGGCACUGCCAUGCAUCGGGCCUUCCAGACUGACCUCUACCUGCUGCGCCUCCGGGCGGCCCGGGCCUACGUGCAAGCCCUUGAGUGCAGCCUCAGCCCCGUGUCCGCCACAGCCCGGGAGCCGCUCAAGCUGCUGGCUGUGGUCCAGGGCCUGGGCCCCACCUUCAAGCUCACACUUCACCUGCAGAACACCUCAACCGCCCGGCCCAUCCUGGGGCUGCUGCUCUGCUUCCUGUACAACGAGGUGCUCUACGCCCUGCCCCGGGCCUUCUUCAAGGUCCCCUUGCUGGUACCAGGGCUCAGCUACCCACUGGAGACCUUUGUGGAGAGCCUAAGCAGCAAGGGCGUCUCGGACAUCAUCAAAGUGCUGGUGCUUCGAGAAGGCCAGAGUGCACCAUUGCUAAGUGCCCACAUCAACAUGCCUGUGAGCGAGGGGCUGGCAGCCGCCUGAGCCCCACAAAAUCCAAGCCUGCCACACUAGACCCCUCCUG